This is a messenger RNA of Chaetomium strumarium, 1475 nucleotides long. RefSeq lists its product as uncharacterized. The transcript is spliced from 4 exons. Bases 285 to 1238 code for a protein of 317 amino acids. NCBI's taxonomy places the organism in Eukaryota, Fungi, Ascomycota, Sordariomycetes, Sordariales, Chaetomiaceae. Gene Ontology annotation, molecular function: 2,4-dienoyl-CoA reductase (NADPH) activity. Gene Ontology annotation, cellular component: peroxisome. Gene Ontology annotation, biological process: fatty acid catabolic process. The record is from RefSeq and is a predicted model, not a curated record.
GCUAAUCCACAUCGGCCCGGGCCCGCCAGGGUGGGUCCAGCCGAGGUACAGAGGUACCUAGGCAACAACAAGAACUAAAAGGAGAAGCAUGACUUUCUUCCCAUUUGAGGACAGCACGCCCAGAGCCCAGGUUGAAGGUGUAUGAUCCGGUGAUCCUUGGAUAGAUCUCAGUUCGAGUCACCCACGGUUCCUGUUCCAUUGUUGCAUCUUUCAGGCACGAUCCAGCUCAGUGACACAGACGGCAUCCUUGACUCCUUGCAUCUGAUUCUGGGCCCGGUCACACGAUGACCGUUCCAAAGUCGGACUAUCUCAGCAAUGUCUGGGCCGACGGCAUCUUUGCCAACCGGGUGCUAUUCAUAACGGGCGGCGCCGGCACCAUCGGCAGUGCGCAAACCCGGGCCCUCGUGUACCUCGGUGCCGACGCCUGUAUCAUUGGACGCAGCGUUGAGAAGACCGAGGCCGCGGCGAAGGAAAUUGCCAAAGUCCGGAGCGGCGCCCGUGUGCUCGGCAUUGGGGGCGUGGACGUCCGAAAUUUUGAUCUACUCAAGGCCGCAGCAGACCGCUGCGUCAAGGAGCUAGGUGCUAUUGACUAUGUCAUUGCUGGCGCGGCAGGCAACUUCGUGGCGCCGAUCUCCGGUCUCAGCCCUAACGCCUUCAGAACGGUCAUCGACAUCGACACAAUCGGCACCUUCAACACCAUCAAAGCCACGAUCCCGCACCUCGUCGCCUCAGCCUCGCGGAACCCGAACCCCAGCCCGUCCGGCCAGACCGGCGGCCGUUUCGUGUCCGUCUCGGCAACCUUCCACUUCACGGGCAUGCCGUUGCAGGCGCACGUCUCGGCAGCCAAGGCGGCCAUCGACUCGCUCAUGGCCAGCGUGGCGCUCGAGUACGGCCCGCUGGGCGUCACGGCCAACUGCAUCGCCCCGGGCGCCAUCGAGGGGACCGAGGGGAUGGAGCGGCUGGCGAGUAGCCUGGUCGUUGCGGGCACCGACUACGGCAAGGCGGUGCCGAGCGGGCGAUGGGGUUCGGUGCGCGACAUUGCCGACGCGACGGUUUACCUGCUCAGCGACGCGGGCAAUUAUGUCAACGGCACGAUCCUCACUGUCGAUGGCGCCGGCUGGAGGAGGCAGGGCGCCACCGGGGUGGGGUUGGAUCCGGAUAUGAAGUAUCCUGAUUUUUUGAUUAGUGGGGAGAUCAGUAGGCACGUGAAGGAUGGGCGGAAGAAGGCGAAGCUGUAGAGUGGAGUGUCAAGGGGCGGUCUGGACUCACUCUGUGCGUUGGGCAUCUGUCUUGAGCGAUGGUGAGGUAUGUAGACGGCCGCGAUAUCCCGUUACAUCCAGAACUAGAUAACAAUCGGCUGACUCUGGAUACACAAUAGCGCGAAGACGAUGAAGCUAAAAAGAUGCGCACCAGAUACCAGCAGAACAGGCACCGCGGCUCUCAAGCGUGACACAGAGGCCAAAUUCAUAGCAAUC